GUUUGCUUGCGUGGGUGAUAGUCAACACUAAUAUUUAUUGUCUAGUGCGAGUAGUGUACAUUCGUGUCCAUUUGUUGACAAAAUGGAUGACGAUGAUUAUGACGACUUUAACGAGAAUGAUUCUUUAAUGGGAUCUAAUGAAAGGCAGGGUGAAGAAAUCAAACCAUGGGACCGGUUCAAAAUAAUUCACAGAAAACCAGCAGCAGGGUCUACGGUAGAAACAAAAUUUAUCGACAAUGGCACGAAAUUUCUAAAAGUGGCCACUGUUAUCUUCGUAUUUACUGUCGUACUGGGUUCGGCUGUACUUUCAAAAAGUCUAGUGCUAUUUAUGACGUCACAAAUUAAGAAAAACGUUACCAGACAAUAUUGCAACAAGGGUUUGGAUAUAUCAAGACAGUAUGUAUUUUCCAUGCCAGAUAUUGAAAGGACAACUUGGAUAUGGCUUCUGAUGUUUGCAUAUUUUGUUCCUGAAGCUGGAACGUUUAUCAGGUCUGUUCGUAUUAUGAUCUUCAAAACACGAUCUUAUCCAAAAUUCAGCGAAUUUUUCAUUCUUCUACUCACUGAAUCGUUACCAGCAAUCGGAAGCAGUCUUCUAGUUUUCAGUGUUUUACCAGACAUGGACGUCGUAAAAGGCGCCAUGCUUACAAACGCCAUGUGUGUCGUCCCUAGUUUACAGAUGGUUCUGACGAACGUCGAUUCUAAAAAGAAGGACGCAUUGGUUACAAAUGUUUCGGAUAUUGUUGCACUAUUAGCACAAAUUUCGGCCCUAAUUGCAUGGCCUCUGGUUCAGAGGAACAAUCAAGCUUUAUGGUUGAUACCAGUUUGUACAAUUCUUAUAUCUUUUGGAUGGUGGGAAAACUUUAUAUCAGAAUUGUCACCGAUUGUAUUUAUUAGGAGGUUGGCCAAAUCAAGGAAAGACUUUCCACAUAGCAAGUAUUUUUGCUAUUCAAUUAUUUCCGUUGUAAAGUGCUUAUUAUUUUUCACCACUUGUGUCGCAAGUAUUUAUUUCAAAGAAGGCGAUGUAAAGUUUUUAUUCGCCAAUUUUGGUUCCAUCUUCCAAGAACAUCAAAUGCUAGUAACAGAAGUGGUACCAACAGUAAACGGAUUAACGAUGACCAUAGACGAUGCCGUAAGUACAGGAGAACUACACUCUAUCUUCAGCAAUCCUACUCUUCAGAUUACCGUCUGGGUAAUUUGCAUUUCGACCGCUUAUCUUUGUUAUGCUUUUGGAAAAUUCGCUUGCAAAAUAAUGAUGCAAGGAGCAAGCUUUGCUUUCCCAAUUGCAUUGGUAGUUCCAGUCCUUAUUUCCGUAUUGGUUAUUGUAUGUGGCUACUAUGCUAAAGACGAAUGUGCAUAUUACAACACAAUACCUCCAUAUUUGUUUUUUAAUUCUCCACCACUGCUCUAUUUAGAAGACUUCGUUGGUCACCAAUAUGCCUGGUUAUGGUUGGUAUGGCUGCUUUCUCAGAUUUGGAUCACAAGACAUAUAUGGAUUAAUAAAAAUUCCAAAUUAUCAUCAACAGAACAACUAUUUAUGCGACCAAUGUAUGACAGUUUCCUUAUCGACCAAUCCCUUGCGAUGAAUAGAAGAAAUGUGGUCGACCAAUUGAUAAAAGAUGAUGCAAUUGGCGAUGCCGAUAUAAAAACUCAGCUAGACCCAGACAAAAUAACGAAAGUUUACGCUUGUGCUACGAUGUGGCACGAAACACCCGAAGAGAUGAUGGAAUUCUUGAAAUCCAUCUUCAGGAUGGACGAAGAUCAAGCAGCUCACAGAAUUGUCAAGCAAUAUUUGCAAUACCCAGAUGAGGGCUAUUAUGAUUGGGAGACUCAUAUAUUUUUUGACGAUGCCUUCUUGAGAAAAUCUGCCGACGACAACGAUCCCAUCCUUAACUCUUACGUGCAAGACUUGAUUGCGACAAUGAGCAAGGCAGCUUCUGAAGUUCAUAAAACUACAGUUAGAAUGCGCCCUCCUGUAAUCUAUCCCACUCCUUAUGGAGGUCGCCUGGUAUGGACCCUUCCUGGCAAAACCCUACUUAUUGCUCAUCUUAAAGACAAGGCCAAAAUAAGAGCGAAGAAACGAUGGUCCCAGGUUAUGUACAUGUAUUACCUUCUUGGACACAAAAUCGUAGAUAACGAUGAACUUACUGAUGAAAGGGUUGCCCUUCAAUCUAAAAAUACCUACAUCUUAGCUUUGGACGGAGAUAUUGAUUUUCAACCAGACGCAGUACAUCUACUCAUUCAAUACAUGAAGAAAAAGCCCAAUUUAGGAGCUGCUUGUGGACGUAUUCAUCCAGUCGGAUCCGGUGCAAUGGCCUGGUAUCAAGUAUUUGAAUACGCAGUAGGGCAUUGGAUGCAAAAAGCCACUGAACACGUAAUUGGCUGCGUACUUUGUUCGCCCGGUUGCUUCUCAUUAUUUAGAGCUGAAGCCCUUAUGGAUCAUAAUGUGAUGGCAAGAUAUACAACGAGAUCUACCGAGGCAAGACAUUACGUUCAGUAUGAUCAAGGCGAAGACCGAUGGCUCUGCACUCUUCUUCUCCAAAGAGGUUAUAGAGUAGAAUACUCAGCAGCUUCAGACGCUUACACCCAUUGCCCAGAAGGUUUUAACGAAUUUUACAAUCAAAGGAGACGUUGGAUGCCUUCCACUAUGGCUAACAUUCUCGAUUUGCUGGAGGAUAGUGUGCAUAUUAAGCAAGUUAACGAUGAUAUAUCCACUCCAUAUGUUUGGUACCAGAUGAUUUUGAUGAUCGGUACAGUAAUUGGCCCAGGAACCAUAUUUCUCAUGUUAAUUGGAGCUUUUGUCACUGUCUUCAAUACGUCUCAAUACACUGCUUUAUGGUGGAAUAUAGCUCCGGUUCUAGCCUUUUCGUUAACAUGUGUAUUCACCAAAUCAGACACACAGUUACUUGCUGCAGCUGUAAUAAGUGGAGUUUACGGUCUUAUUAUGUUGACGGUACUUAUUGGUGUAGCAAUGCAGAUUCACGAAGAUGGUCCGCUAGCACCAUCUUCUCUUUUCUUUUUCCUAAUGAUGGGUGAAUAUGUCGUGGCAGCAAUUGUACACCCUAAGGAAUUUUAUUGUUUACAAUAUGGGCUAGUCUACCUAAUCACUGUGCCCAGUAUGUACAUGUUGUUGGUAAUAUACUCAGUAUUUAACAUGAAUAACGUCAGUUGGGGGACAAGAGAAGUCACUGUAGUUCCAAAACUAACAGCGGAGGAAGAAGCAAAAAAAGCUGUUGAAGAGCCCAAGAAAAAAGCAUCAUCGCCGUGGUACAAAUCAGUCUUCACUUCUUUAGAAUCAAGAUAUCUGCUCAUGAUAAGUAACUCGCUAAUGAGUAUCCAGCAAAAAGUAGACCGUAUGGAUCAAAAAAUCGAUGAUUUAGAAAGAAUUGCUAUGGAUCCAACUGCUGAACUUCCACGAAAAACGGCUGGACAAAGAAAACCAACCAUAAUUGAAGGAUCUAGAGGAUCCAGAUUGUCGGUUAGACCAUCUGUACUACGAAAAUCCACUCUAGAAAAACCUGGUGCCUUCCAAACGAGUUCUCUUGAGGAAUAUGACUUUGAAGACGAUGAUUCAAUGGGAGCUCCGUCAGAUGAUCUACAAAAUAAUAAUUGGUUCUACGAUGGGGAAUUAAUUAGAGGUCGCGUUACCUUCUUGGACAAAAAAGAAGAAAACUUCUGGAAAGAUUUGCUCGACAAGUAUUUGCAUCCGAUUGAGGAUGACAAGGAAAAAGUAGCAAAGGACCUGAAGGAUUUGAGAGACAAAAUGGCAAUGAGCUUCUUUUUUAUAAACAUAAUGUUUGUUACAGUUACUUUUUUACUUACUCUAAAAAAGGAAAUAUUGCAUCUCAAUUGGCCGUUUAAUCCAUCUGUUAACUUUACUUAUUCUGCUGCAACAAAUAUUAAUGAGAUUAUUGUUAACAAAACCUACUUGGAAUUAGAACCUAUUGGUUUUGUAUUUCUUAUAUUUUUCUUCUCUCUGAUGGCGGUGCAGUUUGUUGCUAUGUUAAUUCACAGAUUCGGUACUUUCGCACAGAUUAUGGCCAACACAGAUUUGGAUUUUGGCGAAACCAAGAUCGAAAAUAUGACUGAGGACGAGCUUUUAGAAAAAGACCCAAUAAAGAUAUUUAGAAAAUUGAUAAAAUUGAAGGGUGUCAAUGGUGAUGAUGAGAAGGACGAGGAUGUAGAUGUUCACGUAACGAGAAGAAAAACAGUGGCUGGUCUUUUCAAAGACAAAGAUAAGAAACGAGCAGUUAUCAACGAUUUGGACUCUGCGUUUCAUGCUAGGAUGGCCAAAAUUCGAUCUGGCCAAGAAACUGAUAUUCCUGUUCCAAGAAAAACUCUGGCGGCAAUACAGCGCAGAAGGACUGUGUUAAAUAGAAAAUCACAAAUGCAAUCGACGCAAGCGUUCGAUCCAUCCGCUUUCAGUAGUUUUGCACAAUUAAACGCCAAGUCCCCAAUUCAGCACCAUUUCGAUAAUCCUGCGUUCCAAGAAGAUCCCGCUAUGGCUUAAAUAAUUAAAUAAUAAUGAUAAUAAUUCCAAAAUAGAUCCUACUUCGCGACCUAUACAUAUUAUAACAUAUUAAUUAUUAGGUAAUACCGGGUUAUUCACUAUAUUUUGACCCCCCCACCUGCAGCCUUUACCUUUACAGGUAGAUGAUAGGUGUGAAUAGGAAAGUUUUUAGAAUCCAUCGUCAUCAGAAACAAAAAAUUAUUGUCAGAAAUUUGAAAUUUUGCGUACAUUUAACUUUUUUCUAAUGGAUUGCCCUAUAUUUGAUUCUAUAUUCUUCAAGAGCACAAUUUUCCGAUUACAGAAAUAGAUAGUACCUAUCUCUAUAUUUGGUUGAGCCGUCUCGAACUUAUUUGGCUCUAAAAAUUGUAAAAAUACUAUCUUACUGACUUAGAUUUUGUGAACCAUUCUACCUGUCAAGGUGAAAGCUGCAGAUAAAAUUCGAGGCACUUGGUUUCUCUGAUAGAAUUUUUUAAAAUUUUAGAGCCAAAUAUGUUGGAGAUAGCUCAACCAAAUAUAGACAAUCUAUAUAUUGUUGGAAUCGGAAAGUUGUGCUCUUCAAGUAUAUAGAAUCAAAUAUAGGGAAUUCCAUUUGAAAAAAAAUUAAAAGUACGCAAAAUUUUCAAUUUCUGACAAUAAUUUUAAUUAAUUUUAUUAAUAAAACUGCACAACUUUUGUAUUUACCCCUAUCAACUACCUGUAAAGGCUGCAGGUGGGGGGUCAAGUCAGUAAAUACAUGAAAUAAUUGGAUGAUAUAAGUAAUUGGGCAUAUCAUUUACUUCAACAAUUUUAAUAAUACUAUAUUUUUUUUAUGUGAAACCUUUAUUUACCCUUCUGGUUUACGCCCAGUACCUACUCACCUCCCUAACUGGGUAGCUGUUGAUGCACCUGGAUUUUUUUUUUUAAUUUAAAUGAAACGAUUUGUAUCUAUGUCUAAUUUAGUAGCUACGUAUUAUCAGCUAACCCCACAAAAUAUAUAAAAAUCCUUAAUCGAACAAUAAAUUAGUGAACAAAUAGUAAUUUUCAUAGUGAUAAUUUCCAGCAUCACUUAAGUUAUGAAAACUAUUCAUCCGAAUUCUCAAAACGAGGAACACACUUACAGAAAACAGAAAAUUUUCUACGAAAUUAUGUUACUUUCUGAAAAUAUAAAUGUAAACCUUUCAUUUUUUUAAAUGCAAUUUACAGGCUACGUGCCUUUUGACCGAAAUCACUUUAUAGUUUAUAGGUAUAGGUAUUAGAAAAUUAAUUAACGGAAUGUGCCUCAAUCAAUUGAAUCAAUUCUGUGAAAGAUGUGUGUGUGUGUUAUAAACCAGAAUGAGUGAUAAAAAUAAGAAAAAAAAAACAUUCAUGAUUCAUAAAAUAAUUAUUUCAAUAGGUACCUAUAGUUCGCCUUACGAGUCUAGCACUACGACAUCUGAAGGGCAAGGGGGAAUAACGCCAUUCAUUUCGAGCUUUAUGCUGCCCGUCAUAGGCGUGCGCGCAGCGUUUUUAAAUAUUACUUUUUCCUUAUAAAUGUAGGUGUGUAACAUAGAUAAAUAUUAAGGUAUUUGCUAUUGGAAGUCAAAUAGGCAAUAUUGCAAUUUUUUUAUCCGCAUUCUUUCUAUAGUGCUAGACUCGUAAGGUGAACUUUACAAGGUCUGUUUUUUAUAAUUAGUGCGGCUUUUACAACUAACAAAAAAAAUAAUAAAAAAAAGGUAAAUACAAAAGUUGUAGAGUUUUAUCUCUAUUAUUUUUUGUCAGAGAUAUGUGGGGGAAAUAGAAUGCGCUUAGACGACUGCGCAUCAGAUUUUAUGGUAACGCAUAGGGUGUCGCCAUUUUUAUCACUUUUCAUUUAUGCCGUUUCCGAUUAGUGAAUCCAGUGUAGUUUUCUUUAUUUCUGUCUUUUUCUUCUACAGGUUGAUGAAAAAGGAUGAGAAAAGACUCAGUGUGCAUUAAGGGUGAGGUCCGUUGUCUAACCUGGUUAACCGGUCGGUACAAUGUCGGUUGACAGCGGUUGACAACGAUUGACAAGCGGUUGCUGAAAAUUUCGGUUUAAUACGGAACGCUUUUCCAAUCACAGAAUCGCCGCCGGCCGGUUGCCUUGGUGACAUGUUUGACAUAACCAACCGCGUUCCGUAUAGACCGGUUUUUCAGGAACCAGACAUUACGGAACGUGUAACCGUAACCAAGGUUGACAACGGAACCCACCCUAAAUCUACCAGUCGGAAACGCCAUUAGUCUUUACAUUGACAACUUCAUUCUGACAAAUUUUUCACAACAUAACCUUACUUUUAGUCGGUUACAGAUUAUUGUUUUUAGCGAUUUUUCCUACUUUUUCUGAGAUAUUUUUAUCAGAACGGUGUUUUAAAAGAUUUCUUUUUGUUAUUUCUGCUUAUUUUUGGAGCUAUGAGUUGUUCAUGACCUAUUUUUCCAACACUUAAUUUGACAAGUGAUAAAAAUGGCGGUCCUUCAAAUUCGGCUAGUUGCGCAGGAUGGACCCUUAUUCUAUUCUAACCUUUUUCUAACCAACAACUCUCCCAUAUCUCUGUUUUUUGUACAUUUCAAAACGGACAAAAGCCAGUAACUGUCAUAAUGACAAACACUUGCAUUUUUUUAAAUGGAAAACCCUGUAUAUUUUUGAAUAGAAUAAUAGAUUUUCUUCUUCUGAUAGUAUUUUUUGUCUGAGAGAUAUUCCCGAUUGCUACUUUUUAAAUUGUCACCCUGUAUGUGUGUGUUUGGAAUCAGAUUCAGAAAUCAUUCUAGCCAAAAAUAUACAGGGUGUUCCAAUUUUAAAAAAAUAGUGUUUUCUCAUUAUGACAUUAUGAUAGAUGGCACCUGUCAUUUUCCCGUUUUGACAUGAGCAAAAGAUAAUGAGAUAAAAACCUAGAACUUUUGUAUUUCACUUUUUUUGUUUAAGUUGUAGAAGCUGCACCUAAUUAUAAGCAGACCCUGUAUAUAUAGAACAAUAAUUAGUCUAUUAUAUAAUGAUAGCCAUUCAUUAAUAUACCUAAUAUACCCACGAGCAUGUUGUGUAUAGGUUACUAAUGGCAGUUACAUGAGAGUUGCAAUAGUAAACUUUUCAACUGGUAUAGUGCCAUCUAUUGACAAUUUUGAACAAACAAAUCUGUUAUUUUUGAAUAAACAUUGAUCAUGUUUAAAAUAACUCGAUUUCAGUGGCUGAAAAAUGUGUAUCUUAUGAAGUUCAUUAUGGAAAAGAUUUUAAUCUUUUAAUUAGCGUAUUGACACACAAGUGAUCCAUUAUGUUCCUAGCUCGGAUUUAGUCACUGUAGUAGCCUGCAGGGCCGUAUCUAGACCAAAAUUUUGGGGGGGGUUAGACAAAGUGGCAAAAAAAAUUGUUAAACUAGUAAUAAAAAAAAAAAAAUUAAUAAGUAUUUAAUAAGUGUUGUUUGUUUUUAAGUUAAAUUUUUUGAAUUCUAUUAUUUUGGGGGGGGGGGGUUUGAACCCCCAAAACCCCCCCCUAUACACGGCCCUGGUAGCCUGUAUAGCUAGGAGGACCAUAAAGAUUCUAUGCAUUAGUUGUAUUCCUUUCAUACCUAGGAAGAGCUCCGGAACAGCUCCGGGGCUUCACGCGCUUAUUCCUUUCGAAAAGUGUUAGUUGCACCACGCAUCUGUUCCCUGCAAAUCGGGGGCGAAUAAACCCCGGAGCAAGUAGCUCGAGUGUUUCAAGCUCUUGAAAGGAAUACAACUAUUGGGUCAUUUGUUCGUUUUUAUAAAGUACGAGCAUAAAUAAAUAC
Messenger RNA from Ceutorhynchus assimilis (cabbage seed weevil), 8238 nucleotides. The record is from the annotation of a GenBank genome assembly. Lineage: Eukaryota; Metazoa; Arthropoda; Insecta; Coleoptera; Curculionidae.